Tuber aestivum (summer truffle) is the source of this 994-nucleotide messenger RNA. Lineage: Eukaryota; Fungi; Ascomycota; Pezizomycetes; Pezizales; Tuberaceae. The record is from the annotation of a GenBank genome assembly.
UGUCUCCAUGUCCCCUGCCCGAGUCAAGUUGGGGGGGUUCAGCCUGUCAAAACAGGUCCAAGACGGCGACCUCACGACCUACCACACUCGGUUCUUCGUUGGAUCCUACACAGCGCCAGAGGUUCUGGGACUGAACCUUGUUAGUGAGACGCCAGGAUACACAAAUGCCGUCGACACUUGGUCAAUCGGAUGCGUUAUAUACGAGCUACUUACGGGAGAGAUCUUGUUUUCCACUGCGAAACAAAUAUCCAGGUACUUCAUCGGCAAAUGCGGCUUCCCCGACGACAGACUCAAGAGUUUAUCCCCUCCGAUCAAUGACACGGGGAUCUCGUUGAUCAAUUCCAUGGUUUCAUUGCAGCCGGGUGCUCGCCCCAGUGCACUCGAUGCCCUGAACGACAAGUGGAUAACUGACCUUAUGAGUGAGCUUGAAGAUGGAGGUGGCGAAGGUGGUGGAGGUAGUAGAGGUAGUAGAGGUGGUGAAGGUGGUGAAUUUAACAAUGGAAGAGUGGUGAUAGGCGACAGAAACGGCGAGCGAAAUAAUGGACAAGAGACAGGACAGAACUCGCUCAGAACCGGUCUUGAGACCCUAAUACAUCACGCUCCCCCGAUUCCUUACCCAGGAGUUCCGUUGCUGCCGGAGCCUCGAGGCAAAGGCUCAAAACCCUUGCUCCACAAAUGGUUGGCCCAUAUAGCGAGUUUUUGGAAAGGUCGAGACUCCCGGAAGGCCUCUAAGGAUGAAAAACGCAACGAGCCAAGAAUGUAAAAAUUCCCCGAACCCCCUAACCCAUAUAAAACCCCAUAUAUGAGAACCCCUCGCUAACCACUUAACCCCCCAAUAGCGGUUCCAAGAAGCGGGACUGGGGCAUCAAACUUGGUUUCCCGCGAGGGCAAAAGGUCAAGUCACCAGAUGUAUGAUAUAUAGUAUGAUAUCAUACAGGAUUUCGGAGCACGCCACCCCAAGGAUGGCCGCCCUUGGCCGCCGGAAGGAGGUUGG